CAAGUUGAUGCUGUGAUGUAGCAAUGUGAGUUAUGGGCAGCACAACAUAGGUCCUUCUGUGCAGUAAUGCAGCCAUAUGAACUCUAGGAAGCUCCCUAAACAGGGCUCAGGGCUUGUAAGGACUGUAGGCAUCUGUAGAGGUAACAGGAAGUGUGGGGGGCCUCCUGCAUACCUUUUCCCUGCAUGGAGAAUACUUCCUGGUUCUGAGCUGAUCCUCACUAGGAGACUGGGGGGGGGGUGGCAGAAGCAGGAUGUUUUCUUACCUUCUCUAUGCAGCCAUCCUGAGUGUUUGUGCCCCACAGGGUUUUGCCACUCCUUUGCUGUUUGUACUCCAGCACUCCUCUUUAGAUUCUCUAGUCAAAUGUCAUCAUUUAUUUGUUGUUUUCGUCAUUUUAUUUUGGUGGGGGGUGACUGUAAGUCACCUCUAGUCAGCUAUCUUGCUGACAUCCUGAUUAACUUUCUUGAUAAUUAGAUGGUCAACGACCACACAGUUGGCUGAUGAAUAAGCUGGUAGUGUUAAGGAAUGGGUGCCAAGUGCCAGGAGUAUAUCUGUCAUAAACAAGCUGUCUUGAUUAGAGAGAUUGGGGACUUGAGGAUUUGGGUCAGGUAAAGAAAUUCCCUUGACAAAACCCCACAACUAUAUGCAAAUAUAUUAUUUCUAGAGGCAGGCUUCAAGUUGAGUCUUAUAUCAUUCAUGCAACAUUUAUUUCUUUAAACAUUUAACUAUUUUAAUACCUAUUAUACAUUAUAGUACUUAUUAUGAGAUAUACAGUGAUUUAAAAAUGCAGUUCCUGUCCCCAAGAAGCUUAUAGACUGUGGUAAAGGGUGAGCAUAAAGGGAGGGCAGCAAACAGAUGAAUGGAUUUUCAAGGACUACAACAUGGGGAAGCCCAAGGUAUGUGAGACCAGCCAGGGGAGAUUUCAGCCCCAGUUAGUGGUGGUGUGAUAAUCAAAGAAAUCUUCCCCAAAUAGGUGACAUCUAAACUGAGACCUUAAGAGUUGGAUAGAUUAUGCUUCAAGGAGUAGGGAACAAAAACAUUCUAGGUAUCAGGAUCAGCAUCUGAAAAGAUGCAUAAAUAAGAAAGAAUAAGCAUUAAUACAAGCAAUGUAGGUGUUACACUUUGGCUGGAACAUACAUGAUCAACUGGAGAAUGAGGAAAGGUAGAAGAAAACAGAGGUCUAGGGGUGUUGAGUUAAACUGUAGGAAUGAUCAUUCAUUUGAUAUGGAACUUACUGAGGAUAAUCAUAAGACUUUGCAAGAAGCCCCAUGGGCCAGGUCUCAAAUUCCUAGGUGAAUGAUGAGGAAGGACCAAGAGACUGGUGAAUGAUGCUGGUGAUAAUAAUGAUAGCUAAAAUUUGCAUGAGCUUAUGGGGUCUUUUUCUAAGUACUUUCCAUAUACUAAGUUAAUUAAGCCUCACAACAAAUCUGUAAGUUAGAUACUGUUAUUAACUUUAUUUUUAUAGUUAACUGCAUGAAACAGUUUAAACCAUAUUUUGAGGGAGAUUGAAUGAGUUACAGCAGGGGGUUGAUGUGGUAACUGGGUUAUAAUCAUCACACCUAUAUCAAUGUGAGAAUGGUUUGAGAAGAAGCAAAGUUUCUAGGGAGACUAGAUAGCAGUGCAUUGUAUUGAACCAGGAGGAAGAAGUGGUUUAAACUGAAGUACUAGCAGUGAGUAUAAAAAAAGAAGUAAACAGGUAUUGCAGAUUGUAAGAGGGUCAGUUUAGGGAUUGAUUGAAUGUGAAGGUGGUAAGUCAUUGAGGAUGAUGCCCAGACUUCUGGUUGGCUAACUGAGUAGAUUAUAGUAUCAUUUAUUUAAGUUGGGAGGAAAAAAACAGGCGUUAGUAUAGGGGGUAAAAUGUUGAAUUAUUUUUAGAGCAUUUUGGAUUUGAGAUGCCUACAGAUUAUGCACAGAGACAUGUCAAGUAGAAAUGGGUAUAGACAGACUGAGUGUUCAAAGUCAUGUCAGAGGUGAAGAUACACAUUUGGCAGUAGUUAACAUCUAGGUAAUAACUAAAGUCAUGGGAAUGAAUGAGAUUAUUUAGGGGGCAAGUAUAAAGUGAGAUGAAAAGGGGAUUGAGGUUGAAACCCUGAAGAACACCCAGUAUGUAAGGGGUGGAUAGCAGAGGGGUCCACAAAAGAAGUAAAAAGGAACCAAUGAGGUGGGAAUAAAAGGAGUGCAUAUUCAAACUAAAGGAAACUGUGUUAUAACAAAGGGAGUUAUCAAAGUAUGAGAUGUUACAGAGAAGUCAAAAUAAAAACUGGAAAGGGAAUAUUGAGUUAUAUCAAAGAACUCUUUGCUGAUCUUAUGAAGAACAGUUUCGUCAGUGUGGUCAGGAGAGAACAUUAUAAAAUGCCAAAGAGUAAAUGAGAGGUGGGAAAUAAGAAGCAACUUGCAUGGGAACUUUUUACAAAUGUUAAGCUGAAAAGUGGAGGGAAUAGAGGGUGAUAUCUAUAGAAGGUGUUGUAGGGUUCAGGUGGGUUCUUGUAUGUUAUAUCUCUUUAAAAUAUUAGAAUGGGGGAGCUUUGAGAAUGGCGCAGUGUUCAUAGGAAGGUGCCAAUAGAGAGGGGCAGGGGGUGUAUCUGAGUGGGAAGGGUGUUUGAGGAGGUGGGAGGGGAUGAGAUCCAGAACCUCACUUGAAGGAUUCAUUUCAGUAGGACCAGUCCAUUCUCCCACUAUUGUUAGGAGCUGCAGAAAUGUUAUAGGAUAGAUUUGUAGCUCAUAGCCUGAGGAGCAAGUCUUUGGAGUUUCUUUCUGAUGACUUUUCUAUAGUUUUAGUGAAGUAGACAUCAAGGUUAGCUAAUGGGCUAUAACAGACUGAAAUUGGUAGAAGAGAGAAUUUGAAGAAAAGUAGAAGGUUUGAAACAGCCAUUGGGGACAAUUGAAGAGUGGAAGGCCCAGGGAGAAACAGACACAUUUGUCAAGGAGUGUUCAGGGUCUGCUUUCGUUUGCAUACUUUACCAAACUACUAAAGAGAAUCGUGGUUUAUGUGAUGCAUUUCAGUGUAUUCAGCAGCUUCGGUAUAAAAAUGGUGGGGUUAGAGUGUGCCUUAAUUUCAACAGUGGGGUUUUGCCAGAAAGUUGUGAUGAACAGAAAUUAGGUACAUAGAAUUGAUAAUCUUCAUAAGAGAGUGGUACAGUCUUUGGCCUGAGAUUUAGGCCUACUAGAGAAGGAACUAUAAGAUGGAAGGAGGUUGAGACCUGGAAGAAAAGAAGUGGAAUCAAGGUCUUAGUGGUAAAGAUGAGGUCAAAGAUCAGAAAAAUAGGAGUCCAUGAGUUUAGAAGCUGGAAAAAUCAGGUACUAUAUAUUAAAGGUCAUAUUUUUUCAAAUUUAUUUUUUCCAAGUGGAAAUAUUCUUCAUGAAAACCAGGUCGUUACGGCUUGGGAGGAAGUGGCUGAAGUAGAAUGGAGUGAGAGUCAUCAUAUUUGAGGAAGUCAAGAAGCUUUGCAUUAAGGUGUUGGAUGGGCUAUGUAUGUGGGUGCCGAAAUUUCUCAAGGUGAUUCAGGCCUUGCAAGGCAGUGGAAGUCUACAGUCUAGCCUUCAGAAAUUUUAGUGGAUGAUGGGAAGGGACAAAGAGUAUGGAAGGUGACAGUAGUGAGGACAUGUGGAGGGUAGCCCAGCUGAGGGUGGAAGAGUAAUGGUCUGGAUGCAACCGACAUUAGGAGCUGAGUACUUGGAGUGUGAUACAUUGAGCAACAACCAUUUGAGAGGGAGAGAGGGAGAACAGUUUUGGGAGGAAGAUAUGAAUUGGUUUUAAAUUAAGACUUAAAAGGGAGAACCUCUUGUCCUGAAACUAAUGAUGCAUGAAAGAUUGUUUAUUUAGCCUGUGUCAGGGGUUCUAGAGGACCAAAGUAGAAAGUAGGAAGAGAAUUCAGAGGGUGAGGGCGGGUGCAGGAGCUGGGAUUAUGAAAUAAGAAUGGUCCAAUGAGGGUGGUGACUGAAGCCAAUGUGGAUGGGAAGGUAUGUCUGAAAUUGUCUGCAUCCUUUGCCCACUGCAUCCUUUACCCACUGCAGUCCUAAUGUUCGUACUGGUAUUUUUCAGUUUUUCCCAAAAGACAUAUGUGUUCUAUAAGGAAUAGUAUGUGCUUCCCUGUUUAUGAUGAAUGCAUGACAUACAUGGAAGAAGGUUGCCAGGGCAGAAGUUUGAUAAAUGAAAAUAGCCGGCAAGGUUUAGGAUUACGCAUGGCCCAAGCUCCUAGUUGUAGCCCAAAGAAGAAAAAGUCCUACUUUAAGAUGAAAAAAACUUGUUUUUCUACCAACAAGAACAACUUGGAAACUCACAAUACAGGAGGUAAUCUGUUUGAAAAGCAUCAGGCAGAAGACGAUAGAGAGAAUCAUCUUAUACAGCUGAUAGCCCUACAAAAUGCAAAUGGUUCUUGGGAUCUGAGUGAAGAUCUGGCCAAGGCCCUAGACGUGAGUUUGGCAGAUAUAACAGCUGUACACCCUACCGAGAGCUGGGUAAUACUUGUCCAGGUGUUUUAGGGGUUUCCAGCACUGUCCUGGUGGUUACACUGGAUUUAAAACUUGAGACCUGUCUACUCUAAGACUUAGUGGAUUGUUGCCCCAAUGGAGGUAAAGAGAGACCAGGUAAUUCCAUUUAGUAGCAGUCUGAAGGAUGGUGAGUGGAGAGGGAGUGAAGCUUUUUGCAUGCUC
Molecule: messenger RNA, 4651 nt
Organism: Microcebus murinus (gray mouse lemur)
Lineage: Eukaryota; Metazoa; Chordata; Mammalia; Primates; Cheirogaleidae
Source: RefSeq, a predicted model, not a curated record